Messenger RNA from Anopheles coustani, 1445 nucleotides. RefSeq names its product RAB6A-GEF complex partner protein 2. Gene Ontology annotation, biological process: retrograde transport, endosome to Golgi. Bases 65 to 1360 code for a protein of 431 amino acids. Gene Ontology annotation, cellular component: Ric1-Rgp1 guanyl-nucleotide exchange factor complex; Golgi membrane. NCBI's taxonomy places the organism in Eukaryota, Metazoa, Arthropoda, Insecta, Diptera, Culicidae. The record is from RefSeq and is a predicted model, not a curated record. The transcript has 3 exons.
CAACGUAGUAUUUAUAGUUGUUUUGAGGUAUACCUAACGUGGGGAAAUCGGAACCAGGUCAAUUAUGAUCGAAAUAAAUGCAAAACUUUUGCGUGACCAAAGUGCAGUGUUCAUGUGCGGUGAGGUGGUCGAAUGUUUGAUAGAUUUUAUCCAUCCAUCCCUCCCGGAGCACAAGAUAUCGCAGAGUAAUAGUGAUAUUCUAGAGAAUCUCGCAUGGGCCACCGUUCAACUUCAUUGCUACUGUAAUGCGUCUAUGAACGAUCGAACUGGAAAUGAUGUCGCGGCAAGCAGAAACGUUGGAGGAACCACAUCGCUCAACGCAAGCAACCAGCUGAAGGGAGAGGUUUUACAAUCUACUGAACCGAAAAUUCUUUUUUGUGACCUACGAUUAUCACCCGGAGAAGCCAAACAAUUUUUGUACCGCGAAACUGUCCCUCUAAACACACCUCCUACGUAUCGUGGGAUCCGAGUGAAGUAUUACUAUAAAAUAACGAUUGCCACGCAGCGAUUGGGAUCGAGCGUGCAGGCACUGAACAUUCCAAUCCGAGUGCUGCCUCUUCCCCUGCCCCAAAGCGACCUCGACGAGGCGAUCACGCUAAACGAUGAAUCUAACGAAGACCUGGCACCCAACAAUCCGUUCCUGGAGAAACGAAGACCACCGUCGCGGAUCGAAUACGCGCUACACUAUCUACGAGGAGUUACAGCCCGGAGGCGGCCAAACUUUUUCAUGAUCACCAACAAAUGGGGUAAAGUAGGUAGGUUUUGUUUGUUCAAAUCGGCCUACAAGCUGGGCGAGGAUAUUGUGGCCACCAUCGACUUCAGCUGUGGGACGGUCAAAUGUGUCCAACUAUCCGUUACAUUGCAAUGCGAAGAAAUUGAAUUGAAAGCUCCAGCGCCGGGUGCUGUAGUGGCCAAAGUGGGCGACGAAACCGUUGCCACCGAGGCUGGUGCAUCUGAGCCAAAUUCCACCCAACCAAAUGGUGUCGGAUCGAGCGAAUUGGAACGGAAAAAGUGUAUUUCUCGCGUGACAAACUACAGCAAACAUCAUGAGGUGUGCCUGGGCAUGCUGCAAACGCAAGUCAUUCUUCCCAUUCCGUUACACGUAACACCCACCUUCCGAACUGACCUGGUUGAAGUCAGCUGGAGACUACAUUUCCAGUUCGUCACAAGCACAAACCCCGAGCUUUCCAGUGAAAGUUUGAUUGAUCGAUCGGCCGAGAAUGAAGACGAGCUGGAAUGGGUCGCUCCGACGGAUAUCGCCAUCGAAACGAUGAUCUGGAGUCUUCCCAUCACAAUAUACCCGACUGCACCACUGCAAAUCCCACAACCCUGUGGAGAAUAUAAGCUUCAUAUUAAGUGAUACUGUAACGGUGCGCGAAAAUAAACAGUAAGCGGUAGGUUCUCUUUGUGACAACAUGAAUAAUAUAUUAGACUAAUCCGAGUCC